Fimicolochytrium jonesii is the source of this 1744-nucleotide messenger RNA. Its product is annotated as histone acetylation protein-domain-containing protein. The transcript has a single exon. Gene Ontology annotation, biological process: DNA damage response. Gene Ontology annotation, cellular component: nucleus. The coding region runs from base 110 to 1531 and encodes 473 amino acids. The record is from RefSeq and is a predicted model, not a curated record. Lineage: Eukaryota; Fungi; Chytridiomycota; Chytridiomycetes; Spizellomycetales; Powellomycetaceae. Gene Ontology annotation, molecular function: histone H3K56 acetyltransferase activity.
ACGCGUCAAAAUGCCUUGUCCGGCAGAAGACUCAUCAUGUGUCGGAAGAGUCGACGUUCUGUAACUUUCGGCAAUCUUUCCGUCGACAUCCAAACCUUGAUAAUCAAGAAUGAACGACCUCUGCAAGGCCAUCUCAGGCUACCUCCCGAAAGGGACCUACACGCACUCCUAUCACGUUCACGCCGCAACUUCACCGGUCGUCCCCGACGCCAGUCUCUUUCCCACCGACCCAACCAUCCAAGUUGAUCGCACAGACCGUCUUAUCUCUUUAUCUGCAGUACGCAGCACGACUCCUGCUACUCCCCAAACACAGGAUGCGCAACAGCAGGAUGAAGUCUUCAUUUUCUCCAUGUCCGUCUCGGAGUAUACGAUAACCCCCACAAAGGACGCCCGCCCGGCCGUUGAGCACUACAUCUAUAUCGAAAAAGUAGACACCUCUGGGGCGAUGGACAGGGACGCACAGCCCAAAGUCUCCAGCUCCCGCGCAGUCGUCCUCGGCUACCUCGAAUAUAUCCUGCACGCCUUGGGCAUAUCAGCCACGGUAUCGAUACAUGUGUUUGCGCGGCCCCAACCCGAAUACCUGUUCAAUCGGUCCGACUCGAAUCCUGGCAAGACACAGCUUUCUGAUCUGGGGCUGCUCAAAUGGUGGAUGAAGACGUUGAGCCUUCUCAAGGUCGACUCGGCGUCAAGCAGGAUGGUGAGCGGACACUUGUAUGUCCCUGGUGAAUCCACAAGGACCCUCAAUGAGGUCUUUAAAUUAGGCGAUUCAUCCCCGACGGUGGUGUGGUCAUGGUUUUUACCCUACCACGAUGACGCUCUGGCGUUGCAAGUUGUGCCGAGGUUUCCAGAUGACGCGCGGACGAAAGUGUUGACGGAGCAUGCGGAUGAGACGACGACCGUGGCGGAGAUGAAGGAGAUGCUGCCGUUGACUGGGGAAUGUAAUGGGCGCCGUUCGGGAUUCUUUACUGUUACCAUCGAGAGUGCUGAGGCGGGCGGCAGGAGCAGCGGUGCGGAGCCACCCAUGCUUCUCCCAACAACAAAAUCGAGAGCGGAGUUUGAGCGGCUGCUGGAAAGCAAUGCUGGGCUGUCGUUUGACGAUGUGGCGGCUGCGCGGGAGUCCUCUGCAACUAUGUUGCAAAACCUACGUCGUGUCCGAGCGGCGAGUGGCACUUUGGCGCCAUCAAACGAGAGCAUGGCCGCGCCCCCGGAAAACAAAAGGACGGUGGUGCCGGUCAACAACAUUCAAGGGCUUAUAAAGUCAAAGACUGGCAGCAUCCAAGGCUUGGUGAAGAGGAAGGUGACACCUGUUCAGAGUCCCGCCACGCCCGCGAUGCAGGAAAAGGGGAAAGUGAAUCCAGUCGGCAAAGCGAUCGUAGACAGUCAGUCGAAAACGAAAGCGAGUUUCGGAACGGGGUCUGCUCAAGAUUGUCCUGUCUCUAAACGGCCGAUCGCAGAAGACAAUGAGCCACCAGCAAGUAAACGGCCACGCGGCAGCGAAACUGCCAGUAAAGCGGAUUCCGCCGGACGAUGAACGAGAGCUCUCUACGCAGAUAUAUUCAGCGGAAGGAUAUCAAUCCUUGAUAUACCCCAGCGAGUCCGGCUCGUUCUGCCUGCUAUCCCACGUCCACGCUACAUCGUUGCUACGGUACGGUGUCAGGGGAAGGUCAUAGGGAAGGCGUAUCGGGACUAUGAAGUCUGUGGUGCCCGCGGCUGGCUGGGCGGUCAAUGACAGAGAGGGCAGCUC